Molecule: messenger RNA, 1512 nt
Organism: Budorcas taxicolor (takin)
Lineage: Eukaryota; Metazoa; Chordata; Mammalia; Artiodactyla; Bovidae
Product: aromatase-like
Molecular function (GO): oxidoreductase activity, acting on paired donors, with incorporation or reduction of molecular oxygen; heme binding; iron ion binding
Source: RefSeq, a predicted model, not a curated record
AUGGUUUUGGAAGUGCUGAACUCAGUGCAGUAUGAUGUCACCGGCAUGGUGGCCAAGGGUGUGACUGUUGCCAGCAUUGCAAUCCUGCUGCUCACUGGCUUUCUUCUGUUUGUUUGGAACUCUAAAAACACAGCCUCAAUACCAGGUCUCAGCUACUUUCUGGGAAUUGGGCCCCUCAUUUCCUACAGCAGGUUUCUCUGGAUGGGGAUUGGCAGUUUCUGAAAUUACUACAACAAGAUGUAUGGAGAAUUCAUGAGAGUCUGGGUAUGUGGAGAGGAAACCCUCAUUAUUAGCAAGUCCUCGAGUGUGUUCCACGUAAUGAAGCAUAAUCAUUAUACAUCUCGAUUUGGCAGCAAACUUGGCUUGCAGUUCAUCGGCAUGCAUGAGAAAUGCAUCAUAUUUAACAAUCAUCCAGUUAUCUGGAAAGCUGUCAGAACUUACUUUAUGAAAGCUUUGUCCGGCCCUGGCCUGGUGCGCAUGGUGACCACCUGUGCUGAUUCCAUCACCAAGCAUCUGGACAGGUUGGAGGAGGUCUGCAAUGACUUGGGCUAUGUGGACGUGUUGACCCUCAUGUGGCACAACAUGCUGAACACCUCUAACAUGCUCUUCCUGGGGAUCCCCUUGGAUGAAAGCACCCUCAUGGUUAAAAUCCAGGGUUAUUUUGAUGCAUGGCAAGCUCUCCUUCUCAAACCGGACAUCUUUAAGCUUUCUCAGCUAUGCAGGAAGCAUGAGAAGUCUGUCAAAGAUUUGAAAGAUGAAAUAGAAACUCUGAUAGAAAAAAAAAAAAGACACAGUAUUUUCAUAGCAGAGAAACUGGAAGACUCUAUGGAUUUUGCCACUGAGUUGAUUCUGGCUGAGAAACGUGGUGAACUGACAUGACAGAAUGUAAACCAGUGCAUACUGGAAAUGAUAAUCACAGCACCAGACACUAUGCCUGUCUCUGUGUUCUUUGUGCUGUUUCUCACUGCAACACAUCCCCAGGUUGAAGAGGCAGUAAUGAAGGGAAUCCAGACUGUUGUUGGUGAAAGAAAAAUAAAGAGUGAUGAUAUUCAAAAGCUAACUGUGGUAGAAAAAUUUAUUAAUGAGAGUAUGCAAUACCAGCCUGUCAUGGACCUAGUCAUGCGCAAAGCCUUAGAGGAUGAUGUCACUGAUGGCUACCCAGUGAAAAGGGGGACUAACAUUAUCCUGAAUCUUGGAAGAAUGCACAGACUCGAGUUUUUCUCAAAGCCUAAUGAAUUUACUCUUGAAAACUUUGCCAAGAAUGUUCCUUACAGGUACUUUCAGCCAUUUGGCUUUGGGCCCCGGGCCUGUGCGGGAAAGUACAUCGCCAUGGUGAUGAUGAAGGUCAUCCUGGUCACCCUUCUGAGACGCUUCCACGUGCAGACUUUGCAAGGUCGGUGUGUUGAGAAGAUGCAGAAGAAAAAUGACUUAUCCUUGCAUCCAGACGAGACCAGCGACCGGCUGGAAAUGAUUUUCAUCCCGAGAAAUUCAGACAAGUGCCUCGAGCGCUAA